ACCGUAUUUGUGGAAGUAACGGAAGUCGAUCUUCUCCUUGUUCCGCCUUCCUGAUCGACAUCCGGCUCAUGAUGCUCUGUUUCACUGAAGGAAGGGUGUGACCGUAUUUGCCUGAUGAUAGCUUCUGCCGCGCUUAAUUCCCCUUCUCUUCGCAAAAAUGCAAGGUUUGGAAGUCGAGACAAAAGGCAAGGGGUGCUAUUGACCCGACUUCGAUGGUAUGAGGAAACGACAGGAGGGUCACCGGCCGCUAUUAGAGCAGCGAGAAAGGGAUAAUUAGAGGCAAGGGGUCAAUCUAAUGCUCACGUAAUGAAUCAAUUCAAUCAGAACCACCACAAAAUUGUCAUGCACACAUGGCCGAAGACGAGGAGGCAAUACUUCAGGCUUUAGAGGCUCAUGGAAAGGAUUUCAUGAGCCAAUUCGGCAUGCCGGAGCUCAUGGUCAAUAGAAAACGCAAGUCUGAGGUUGCGCAUGAUCAACCAAAAUCAAAACAGGAUGAUGUUACCGCGCAUAUUCUUGAGAAGGCUUCCGCCUCAAUAAUCAAGGAUGAACACGGAGUUGAAGUUGUUUUCUUUGCCAACUCCACACCCAAGGCGCCUGAGCGAGUGAAUGACAAGUCUUUCAUGUCAUCCAAAGUGUCCCAUAUCACUGCCGAAUCUGUGGCCCAAAACUCUGGUGCGAUGGCAGCUGAGGCUGAGGGCCUUCUUCUGAACAAUGACAAAGAAUUAUAUCGACUUGUCCACACGGAACUCCUUCCCAAGUCUAUUGAAAAUUCAUUGGACAUGACUCCGGGCAAACGAGGUAGAGCCCUCGAAGCUCGAGUGCUCGAAUUGGCUUCCAUAGCCAAGCUAGGGCAGGGGGCAAGGAAACUUAAAGAGCUUGACGCUUUGAAGCAACCAUUGCGUAUUCAAAAAAACAUCAAGAUAACCCAAAAAAAGCGGGAGGCAGAGGAAUUGGAAAGGGCCAAAGAAAGCGGAAAUUACCACCCUGUGUUAAAAAAAUUUUUCAAAUCUCAAGUCCAACCCAAAUCUGUGCGGAAGCGACCCCGUGGCCUGUCAAUGGGUAUCGGGAAGUAUACCAGCUCAGGGUUACAGUUAAGCAAAAGGGAUGUUGCUAGAAUAAACGGUGGAGAUUCGUCAGAGUCCCAUGGAAGCCGAGGGAAGCCGAGGGGGCCAAAAGGUCAAAGAUGAGCGUGUUG
Molecule: messenger RNA, 1195 nt
Organism: Cantharellus anzutake
Lineage: Eukaryota; Fungi; Basidiomycota; Agaricomycetes; Cantharellales; Hydnaceae
Exons: 6
Coding region: 351-1187 (278 amino acids)
Biological process (GO): maturation of SSU-rRNA from tricistronic rRNA transcript (SSU-rRNA, 5.8S rRNA, LSU-rRNA)
Cellular component (GO): nucleolus
Source: RefSeq, a predicted model, not a curated record